Phyllostomus discolor (pale spear-nosed bat) is the source of this 1802-nucleotide messenger RNA. It is a transcript of the gene FOXRED1, whose product is annotated as FAD dependent oxidoreductase domain containing 1. Lineage: Eukaryota; Metazoa; Chordata; Mammalia; Chiroptera; Phyllostomidae. The coding region runs from base 151 to 1611 and encodes 486 amino acids. Gene Ontology annotation, cellular component: cytoplasm. Gene Ontology annotation, molecular function: oxidoreductase activity. The record is from RefSeq and is a predicted model, not a curated record. The transcript is spliced from 11 exons.
AGACCGCCUAUAGCGUGCAGAAACGGGGCCCCGAGGAGCCGCUGGCCAAUGGGUGCGCUCUCCGAACGCCGGGAGGCGCGGAGCAGUGACGGCUGCGAGCCGUGCCGAGUUUAAAGGGUCGUGCCCAGAGAGAGCGCGCUCGGAUGGGCGAUGUUUCGAGGAGCGGUGCAUCUCUGUGCAGGCCGAGGCCACUUGGGCCGGCGCCUAAGCACGCUCAGAGGAGGCUCGGCUCUGGGCUGGGCUGGAAAGGUGUCUGAAAUUAAGAAGACAUUGCAGUCAGUUCUUCCUGGAGGGGCCUGGAACUCACUGUAUGACACCAGCCACCUGCCCCCUGAACAGUCGGAUGUGGUGAUUGUGGGGGGUGGGGUGCUCGGCCUGUCGGUGGCCUAUUGGCUGAAGAGGUUGGAGAAGCAACGUGGCGCCAUCCGGGUGCUGGUGGUGGAACAGGACCACACGUAUUCCCAGGCCUCCACUGGGCUUUCCGUGGGCGGGAUCCGCCAGCAGUUCUCCCUGCCCGAGAACAUCCAGCUCUCCCUCUUUUCAGUCAACUUUCUACGGAACAUCAAUGAUUACCUGGCAGUAGUCGAUGACCCUCCACUGGACCUCCAGUUCAACCCCUCGGGUUAUCUUCUCCUGGCCUCAGAAGAGGGCGCUGCAAUCUUGGAGAGCAACGUGAAAGUGCAGAGACAGGAAGGAGCCAAAGUGUGUCUGAUGUCCCCUGAGCAGCUGCGGAACAAGUUUCCCUGGAUAAACACAGAGGGAGUAGCCUUGGCGUCUUACGGGUUGGAGGGUGAAGGUUGGUUUGACCCUUGGUGUCUGCUCCAGGGGCUCCGGCGAAAGGUGCAGGCCAUGGGGGUCCAUUUCUGCCACGGAGAGGUGACACGUUUUGUCUCCUCCUCUAACCGCAUGGAGACCACGAGUGGGGAAGAGAUAACUUUGAAAAGGAUCCAUGAAGUUCAUGUGAAGAUGGACCACAGCGUGGAGUACCAGCCUGUGGAGUGCGCCAUAGUGAUCAAUGCGGCCGGGGCCUGGUCUGGGCGGGUAGCAGAGCUGGCUGGUAUUGGGAAGGGGCCGCCUGGCACCCUGCAGGGCACCAAGCUGCCUGUGGAGCCCAGGAAAAGGUAUGUGUACGUGUGGCACUGCCCCCAGGGGCCAGGCCUGGAGUCGCCCCUCGUUGCAGACACUAGUGGAGUCUACUUCCGCCGGGACGGAUUAGGCAACAACUACCUGGGUGGCUGUAGCCCCACUGAGGAGGAGGAACCAGACCCCGAGAACCUGGAAGUGGACCAUGAUUUCUUUCAGAACAAGGUGUGGCCCCGUUUGGCCUGGAGGAUACCAGCUUUCGAGAGUCUGAAGGUCCGGAGCGCUUGGGCUGGCUACUACGACUACAACACCUUUGACCAGAACGGCGUGGUGGGCCCCCACCCACUGGUUGCCAACAUGUACUUUGCCACGGGCUUCAGUGGCCACGGACUCCAGCAGGCGCCCGCUGUGGGGAGGGCAGUGGCUGAGAUGGUGCUAGAGGGCCGCUUCCAGACCAUCAACCUGAACGCCUUCCUCUUCAGCCGCUUCUUCUUGGGAGAGAAGGUCCAAGAGCACAACAUCUUCUGAGCCUGUAAGCUCUUCAUUGGCCUCCUGUCCCGUGUCAUCCCCUGGCUCAGAUCCUGGCCAUUGUCACAGUGUCCUCCCCAGCACCAUCUCGGGAGGGAGGGUGAGGUCUCCUGCACCCUCCUGCUGGCACCCAGGUGAUUCUGUCGCAUGUGACUGGGCAGGUGGACAGUCUGCAGGCUCUGAGGUCCCGC